AUGGCCCUUACACGCUCCGCCAAAAAGUUUUUGCAGAUCGGCAGUCAGGUCGGUCAACACGGCAUGAUCCGUUGGCAUCAAAAUUCCCGGCUCUACGGCUGCUUGGUGAAGGACACCUGGCGGAAAUCACCGAGAAAACUCCCGGAAAAUGUCGUUGAAAUUAAAUGGGAUGGCGCAAAGCGGGCCGUCUACUGCUUCGCCAACCAGUUGGAGGCGUACGAUGAACAGCAGAUCAAGUGGCAGAGAACGCAACCCAACCAGUACGACUUCUACAUUGCCAUGGAAUUCCAACAAGCCCGGCAAGCCGUCAUUAAGCUUCGACGUGAGUGGCGAAAGCAUGUGCGAAGGCAACUUGGCUGUAAAAUGGCUCUGGAACUGCAGAUACUGCUCGAAUCCAAUUCUAGCUGGGGCUGCCAUUUUGACGACGACAAUUAUGUCAACGUUCCUCGACUAAUCGACUUCUUGAGGGAGAUGGACGUAAAUCGUGAUUUUUAUAUUGGAAAGAAAUCUGCGGCUGAAGUAGCUCUAAACAAGAAAGGGGAUACUUUUACCUUUGCCACCGGAGGUGCGGGGAUUUGUUUAUCCAACCGAUUGCUGAGAAGGCUGUACCCGUAUAUUUCGAAAUUUUCCGAAAUUUCUUACAACAUCAGCUACCCUGAUGACGUGACGCUUGGAUAUAUAAUCACGCAUCUCCUACAAAUUCCGCUUACGGAAUCAAAGCUCUUUCACUCACACUACGAGACGCUGCGCAAUAUUCCGGUUGGAGAGCUAAGAAAACAGAUCAGUUUGGGAGGGCUUGUCGGCUCGUUGAUUCAUAACGUGAAGCUCCGAAUGCUGGGCAACGAUCCAUUAUUUUUCAAAGCGCUGCAUAAGUUGAUAAAGCGAGAUAAAGAGUUU
Messenger RNA from Mesorhabditis spiculigera, 897 nucleotides. Lineage: Eukaryota; Metazoa; Nematoda; Chromadorea; Rhabditida; Rhabditidae. The record is from the annotation of a GenBank genome assembly.